AUGCCUUACAUCGGUGCUUCCAACCUCUCAGAACAUUCAUUUGUCAAUUUGAAAGAAAAACAUGCGAUUACACAUAAAGGUACUGGUAGUUCUGCAGCAUCAUUGCAGACACCACCGAGCCCCGAUCAAGAGAACCAUAUUGACAAUGAGUUAAGGAAUUACGAUACGUCUUUAAGCGACAUUUCAACCCCGAAUAAAAACGAAGGUGAUGAGUUCGAGCAGAGUUUAAGGGAUACAUUUGCCAGCUUCCGCAAGACUAAACCACCACCUCCUUUAGAUUUUGAACAACCGCGACUUCCUUCCACGGCGUCUUCAUCCAUCGAUUCAACUGUAUCUUCGCCGUUGACGGAUGAAGACAUAAAGGAGUUAGAAUUUCUUCCGAAUGAAUCAACUCAUUCUUACUCGUAUAAUCCACUUUCGCCAAAUUCUCUGGCAGUCAGAUUGAGAAUUUUGAAGAGAUCGCUGGAAAUUAUAAUACAAAACCCAAGUAUGCUACUUGAGCCUACUCCAGAUGAUUUACCUCCUUUGAAAGAGUUUGCAGGCCGUAGGAGAAGCUUGCCAAGGACAUCAGCCUCCGCGAACCAUUUGAUGAAUAGGAAUAAGAGCCAAAUCUGGAAUACCACUUCCGCUACUUUAAAUGCAUUUGUAAAUAAUACCUCUUCUUCUCCAGCAGCAUCUUCUGCUUUAUCCAGCAAAAAAAUGGGCACCCCAGUUUUCCCUAAUUUGGAUCCAACACAUUCUCAAACAUUCCAUAGAGCCAAUUCAUUGGCUUAUUUACCGUCUAUCUUACCCGAGCAAGAUCUACAGCUUAAACGUAAUAGUUCUUUAUUUCGUGGCGACUAUGGAAACAGUAUAAGCCCUGAAAGGCCAAGUUUUAGGCAACCGUUCAAGGAUCAAACUAGUAGCCUUCGCAAUAGCAGUUUACUCAAUGACAGGACUUAUCAAGAAGAAGAAACCUUUUUACCGCACCAUGGACCUUCUAUUGACCUAUUGAAUGAGCAAAGAGCGAACUUGAAAAGUCUUCUGAAUUUACUAAACGAAACAUUGGAGAAAAACACUUCCGAAAGAGCAUCGGAUCUUCAUAUGAUAUCGCUAUUCAAUUUGAAUAAAUUGAUGCUUGGAGAUCCCAAGAAAAAUAAUUCGGAACGCGAUAAAAGAACUGAAAAGCUGAAGAAAAUUUUGCUGGAUAGUCUUGCAGAACCAUUUUUUGAGCACUAUAAUUUUAUCGAAGAUAAUCCGAUCGGAGAUACAGAUGAACUCAAGGAGGAAAUCGAUGAAUUUACGGGUUCUGGAGACACGACGGCGAUAACAGAUAUACGGCCGCAACAGGACUAUGGUCGAAUAUUGAGGACAUUCACCUCUACCAAGAAUUCCGCCCCACAGGCAAUUUUUACAUGCAAUCAAGAGAACCCUUGGCAAUUCAGAGCUGCAAAUGACCUAGCGUGCUUAGUAUUCGGUAUCUCGCAGAAUGCCAUUCGUGCCUUAACUUUAAUGGAUUUAAUUCACACAGAUAGCAGAAAUUUUGUUUUACACAAACUGCUAUCUACCGAGGGUCAGGAAAUGGUUUUCACGGGCGAAAUUAUUGGUAUUGUUCAACCAGAAACACUUAGCUCAUCUAAAGUAGUAUGGGCAUCGUUUUGGGCAAAAAGAAAGAACGGCUUAUUAGUUUGUGUUUUCGAAAAAGUUCCUUGCGACUAUGUUGAUGUGCUUUUAAACCUGGAUGAUUUUAGUGUCGAAAGCAUUGUAGACAAAUGUGAGUUAUUAUCAGAUGGACCCACAUUGUCUUCCUCUUCUACUUUAUCGCUACCUAAGAUGGCCUCUUCACCAAACGGUAGUAAGUUGGAGUAUUCUUUGGAAAGGAAGGUCCUUGAAAAGAGUUAUUCAAAGCCCACUUUAACUGAUGAUCGCAACGGCGAUGAAAAUCAAUUUGAUGGAGAUAGUCAAUCUGAAUCAUCACUGUCAUUAUCACCAGUGAGGACGAAAAAAAGUGUAAAAUUCGCAAAUGAUAUUAAAGAUGUUAAGAAUAUAAGCCAAUCGUUAGCUAAAUUAAUGGAUGAUGUGAGGAAUGGGGUAGUAUUUGAUCCCGAUGAUGAUCUCUUGCCUAUGCCCAUCAAAGUUUGCAACCACAUUAAUGAAACGAGAUAUUUUACUUUAAAUCAUCUAUCUUAUAAUAUUCCAUGCGCAGUAUCCUCUACUGUCUUGGAGGAUGAGUUAAAAUUGAAAAUUCAUAGUUUACCUUACCAGGCGGGUUUAUUUAUUGUGGAUUCGCAUACUCUAGAUAUUGUGAGUUCCAAUAAGUCUAUUCUGAAAAACAUGUUUGGUUAUCAUUUCGCUGAGCUCGUAGGAAAAUCCAUCACUGAAAUAAUUCCAUCAUUUCCAAAAUUUCUGCAAUUUAUCAACGACAAAUAUCCCGCAUUAGAUAUUACACUUCAUAAGAAUAAAGGUCUGGUAUUAACAGAACAUUUUUUUAGGAAAAUUCAGGCAGAGAUUAUGGGUGAUCGUAAGAGCUUUUAUACGUCGGUAGGUAUUGAUGGGCUUCAUAGGGAUGGCUGUGAAAUCAAGAUUGAUUUCCAACUACGUGUCAUGAAUUCUAAAGUGAUUUUACUUUGGGUUACACAUUCAAGAGACGUCGUGUUCGAAGAAUAUAAUACUAAUCCGUCACAAUUGAAGAUGUUGAAAGAGAGCGAAUUAAGUCUGAUGAGCAGUGCAAGUAGUUCUGCCAGCUCUUCCAAAAAAUCCUCGGCUCGGAUAUCUACUGGGGCGUUGAAGGACAUGAGUAAUCUGUCAACGUAUGAGGAUUUAGGCCACCGGACGAAUAAGCUUAAAUAUGAAAUUGGGGGGGAAUCGACAGCUCAUUCCGAAUCAACUUUGUCUGAACAGGACCAAGCUCCCUUGGAAGACGAAAAGGAUAGCGGUGAAAUAAUACUUGCUGAUCCUGAAAUGAAGCACAAAUUAGAAUUGGCCAAGAUUUACUCAAGAGAUAAAUCCCAAUUUGUGAAAGAAGGAAAUUUCAAAGUUGACGAAGAUUUGAUUAUUAGCAAAAUUUCACUAUCUCCAAGCUCUGAAUCAUUGGCAGACUCUAAAAGUUCUGGGAAAGGACUCUCCCCACUUGAAGAGGAAACGUUAAUUGAUAGGAACGCUACAGAAAACGGAUUAGCGAAAACACCGAAAGACGAAGACGGCAUCAUAAUGACUAAGAAGCGAGGAAACCAACCUGUUAGUACUUUCCUGCGCACCCCCGAAAAGAACAUCGGUGCCCAAAAGCACACUAAGAAGUUUUCGGAUUUUGUAGGUCUGCAAAAAAUGGGCGAAGGUGCAUAUGGUAAAGUCAACCUAUGUAUUCAUAAGAAGAAUAGAUAUAUCGUGGUGAUCAAGAUGAUCUUUAAAGAAAGAAUUCUUGUCGAUACAUGGGUUAGAGAUAGGAAGUUAGGUACUAUACCUUCUGAGAUUCAAAUUAUGGCCACGUUGAACAAAAACCCCCAUGAGAAUAUUUUACGGUUACUAGAUUUUUUUGAAGACGAUGACUACUAUUAUAUCGAGACCCCCGUACAUGGCGAAACAGGAUGCAUAGAUCUUUUCGAUCUGAUUGAAUUUAAAACCAACAUGACAGAAUUUGAGGCCAAGUUGAUAUUCAAGCAGGUAGUCGCGGGAAUAAAACAUCUACAUGAUCAAGGUAUUGUUCACAGAGAUAUCAAGGACGAGAAUGUUAUCGUAGAUUCCAAAGGUUUCGUCAAGAUUAUCGAUUUUGGAUCUGCUGCGUACGUCAAAAGCGGACCGUUUGACGUUUUCGUUGGGACAAUAGAUUAUGCUGCCCCUGAAGUCUUGAGUGGGAAUCCUUAUGAGGGCCAACCACAGGAUAUUUGGGCUAUCGGUAUUCUAUUGUAUACCGUGGUCUUCAAAGAGAACCCCUUCUACAAUAUAGAUGAAAUAUUGGAAGGUGAUCUGAAAUUCAACAACGCGGAGGAAGUUAGUGAAGACUGCAUUGAGCUCAUCAAGAGCAUUCUGAACCGUUGCGUACCGAAGAGGCCCACCAUAGACGAUAUAAAUAAUGACAAAUGGUUGGUUAUUUAA
Molecule: messenger RNA, 4071 nt
Organism: Saccharomyces paradoxus
Lineage: Eukaryota; Fungi; Ascomycota; Saccharomycetes; Saccharomycetales; Saccharomycetaceae
Gene: PSK1
Product: serine/threonine protein kinase PSK1
Exons: 1
Coding region: 1-4071 (1356 amino acids)
Biological process (GO): negative regulation of glycogen biosynthetic process; intracellular signal transduction; protein phosphorylation
Cellular component (GO): nucleus; cytoplasm; cytosol
Molecular function (GO): protein serine/threonine kinase activity; ATP binding
Source: RefSeq, a predicted model, not a curated record